Metopolophium dirhodum (rose-grain aphid) is the source of this 3143-nucleotide messenger RNA. Its product is annotated as CREB-regulated transcription coactivator 1-like. The transcript has 14 exons. The coding region runs from base 647 to 2596 and encodes 649 amino acids. Gene Ontology annotation, biological process: positive regulation of transcription by RNA polymerase II; protein homotetramerization. The record is from RefSeq and is a predicted model, not a curated record. Gene Ontology annotation, molecular function: cAMP response element binding protein binding. NCBI's taxonomy places the organism in Eukaryota, Metazoa, Arthropoda, Insecta, Hemiptera, Aphididae. Gene Ontology annotation, cellular component: cytoplasm; nucleus.
AUUUUUUUUUUUCAAUAAGCGCCCGUAUUCGCCAACAGGUAGACGUCGUUAUCGCGCACGAUCGUUUUCCUCCGUCUCCGUCGCCGAAGUGCCGAAUAUUUAUAUGAUAUUAUAUUAUUAUUGUUUUUACCGUCAAUGGCGUUAAGUGCAAUAUGAACACCUAAUACCAUUAAUCGACAGUUCACCGCCGCCAUCGUUUUAUUGGUUUUUUUUUUAUGAUCGUUCGUCAUGUUAACAGUGCUGCUGUCGUCGCAAGUGCGUGCCAAUGGUUCCGAUAUUUAGUCUAGGCUUUUGGUUUUCGUGACGAUAUAAUGUCACGAAUGUCGCGCGAUACGUAGUAUGUUAUUAUAAUAUAAAUAGAUUCGUGUGGUUUACCUAUAUUAUAGAAUUUUUUUCCUAGGUUGCUCCCCCUAGGUAGCGAUUUCCCGCGUGAGCCCGCAGUGAUGAGAAAAUGUUUAUUAUAUUAUAUCAAUUGCGCAUCGCGUCAUGCAAAUGUAGUGCCCGCGUUAUAUUGAAAUUGUGUUAAUGCCCGGCGAACGUGUAACAGCUACCGUUGCUCUUCGUCCGCGAACUAAUAAAGUGUCCGUUUUUUCGGCCUGAACGAUUGUCCCUGGAAAGUGAUCAAACGCCUACAGCUUCGUGGACAAUGGCAAACCCAAGAAAGUUUAGCGAAAAGAUCGCUUUGCACAAUCAGAAACAAGCUGAGGAAACCGCUGCUUUCGAGAAAAUCAUGCGCGAAGUGUCUGAUGCCACUACCGUCAAGUUACUGGCUAACGGUUGUGAAGAAGUAGUUGUUAAUCCAAAUCAACAAGCUCGAGGUCGACCAGUUGGUUACAGAGAGCGUGGCCGUAGUGUUGGUUCAGUGGGCCCAAUGAGAUCAGAAAAACGAUCGGCUGAUAAGUCACCUUACUCUAGCGGACCUUAUUUAUCACCUCCUCCACCUGAUACCAGCUGGAGGCGUACUCAUUCAGAUUCAGCUUUACAUCAAAGUGUGUCGCAGAGCAGUUCUACUGAAUCGUUGGCUCAUCUACAUAGUCCAGGAUCUCAGCGCAGAACCUUGAUUGAUAACCAGCAGUAUGAUAAGAAAAGGUAUUUGUCAGCAUCACCGGAUAAAAGACCUAGGUCUUGUUGUGACGUACCUAGAGUUCCUGGAAUUCACGUUUUUACCACUCAACAAGAACCAGGCGUUGUUCAAAUACCCAUUGGUAACAAUACUGGUUCAUUACCAGACCUCACUAACUUUCAGUUUUCUCAGCCUAUCCAUGCUCCUCUUGAUCAGGACGACCAGUAUAACUUAUCAUCUCCUUAUAAUAGCAACCAGAGUCCACUAACGACAGAUGGUUGUAGUCCACAAGGUUCUCAAGGCUCUCAAGGUACUCCGAGCCAGAGUCCAAGUGUCCUAUCCCCAGUAUCAAUUAACAGCCGUACACCACCUACACGGUUUUCAUUUACAAGUUCACCACCACCUGAUUCUCCUACCCAAACUACUGUGGUCACUUGUGACAUUGUGUUACCAAAUCACCUUAGUGUUCCUUACUUUAUGAACCAUAGGUUACAACGCACAUGUAAGGGAUUUACUGUAGAUAAUAGUCCAGGAAAUGGUAAUUCAGGAGAGAACUGCAAUAAUAACAUUAAAAUGCAAAUGUUGGGUCAAAAUUCAAACAUGAACUGUGUAACUGGUCAAAUGAAUGGCAUAAAAAUGAACCCUGUACAAACACUUAUGUAUCAGCAUAUUCCAUUGUCACCAGCACAACAACAAACUCACCAGUCAUGUGGUCUUGUUGAUGGUCAAACUGAAAUAAAUUCCUCACAUUUAAACAUAGGAAAUUCCCAAAUUAACAAUAUAAAUACAUUAGGAUCAUAUAGAAAUCAACAAUCUAACAGGCCAAGUCCACAAUCAUCUCCAGGACUUACAAUUCAAUAUGGAAGUUCCAGUCCAUUGUGUGGUAGUCCACAGAGCCCAUCCUCCCCUAGCAGUUCUUCAGUUAGUAGCACUAAUCAACAUCAAAACUAUCAAACGCAAAAAGAUUUUUAUUCAAAUCUGACACAGACUAACAAUCUUCAACACCAUUUUGAAAAUUUCUCUAUGGAUAUGAUGCUGGACUGGAAUCAGGUGAUGCAAUCGCUAAAAGAUUCAAAUCCAUCAGCUUGGAUAACUGCCGAAAUCCAGCUUGAUAGUCCUGUGUCUACAGGAUUGGAAUACAUAGGCUCUCCCACUAACACAUACUUGCAACAGAAUGAGGAAUAUGUGAAUUCAGAAAUGACAGCUGAUAUGGGAUAUUUUAGCACUUCACCAUCUCAGUCUCUCCAAUUCCCCAACCAAACUCAUACAACACCUAAUACUCCUUCCAGUAUUCCUGACAUAAUACUUACAGAUUUUUCUAAUGGAGAUCAAUUGGAUAACCAAAACGAUUUUGUGAAAGAAUUAAAUUCCACAAACGCAUUUGAUACUGACUUCUUCACCAACGAAGAUAGCAUUAGGCAGGGUCUUGUUGAUCAGAUUGAUCUAGAUCACUUGGAACAUUUACAAAUGUUAGCUGAACCAAUCAAUGAUGAAUCAACUAACAAUGACCAUAAUGGUCACUUUCAAAUGUAACUAAUUAUAUUGAGAUUUUUUUAUUAUUUUUUUUUUAUCUGUGAUUAAUUGAUAAUAUGUAUUCUUAGAAAUGGAUAGUAAUAGUUAUUAUUUUUAUCACACAAAAGUGCCAGGACAUGUUAAUUAUAAUUAAGCUGUUGUAAUUUUUUUUCUUGCUAUUUUCUUUUUUCAGUGCCAAAGACUUAAAUUUAUACUUUUUUCUUAUUACAUUAAAUUUGUGUUGUUUUUUAUGUAGUUACCAUACUCUAAUCAUCAUUGCAUUUUAUAACUAAUGUUAUACCUUUUUCAUAUUUCUGGAUUUUUUUAUAAAUAUAUUAUAAUGUAUUGCACAAAUUUAAAUAUCCGUAGCUGCCGAAUCACAAUUUUAGAACCUAUGGUGCAUAUAUUGUAAGGUUAAUAUGACAAAUAUGUAUUUUUUAUACAGUAUAUAUUUAAUACUUAAUUAUAAUAUAAUGUUAAUAAAUUCCCUCUCCCACCCUUAAUCGUUUUUGUAAUAUAAUAUUUUUUUUUAUUAAUAAAAUAUUAAAUUUUACAAUUAAAAGACAAA